This is a messenger RNA of Trichobilharzia szidati, 4053 nucleotides long. The record is from the annotation of a GenBank genome assembly. NCBI's taxonomy places the organism in Eukaryota, Metazoa, Platyhelminthes, Trematoda, Strigeidida, Schistosomatidae.
UCUCACUAAUUCUGAAAUAAUUCUGGCAUCCUAUAGUGAGUAAAUUCUGAAUCUGUUCUGAAAUGUUUUGUUUAAUGGCACAGACUAGAACUCAGUGUUGGUUUUCAGGAUGACUAGAACUAAUUCAGCACCGUGUUCUUUUUCUAGGCAUUUUUAGGAGUAGAUCAGAACAUACUGGGUUUGCUUAUCAGCGUUGUUCCAGCCUUCUCAGCACAUAUUCAGCACUGACUAGCAUUACUUUAGAACGAAAAGACUGCUACUUAUUAUCAUUACCUGUGUCCUGCGCCGGCGCAAUUCACUCAGUUUACAGAAGGAAAUCAGUUUUUAUAAUUGAGAGAAUUUUGUAUUUAAUAAACUGUAGUAAAUUGUCACUGCAAAUCCGUCAAGUGAGAUCCACUGGUAGCAUCCUGUAAGUAAGCAAAAUAGAAGAUUAGUUGAUGAAAAAUAGUGCUCAGCACAUUGUAAGAAUUUACAUUUAGAAAGGUUUACUUACAUAACUGCCACUGUUAUAUCCCCUGGUAUCUUUUUCAUUUGCCUACAAAUGAAAACAAUGUUGUCAUUACUAUAUGUUCAAUAAACGUUGUCUUAUAAAAAUAAGCAGGCGUUUCGCAAUUUUACCUGAAUUCCUUUCUUCAGCUUACGCCUUUGGACACGAUCUUUCAAAUUGUGAAAGUACGAUUUCGUGGCCUUAUCCAUUAUGUCACCAACCUCUCUCGACGUCAUUAGUUGGCCGGAGAAUUCCGCCAUAAUUACAUCUAAAGAACUAAGUACUUUAUAAAUGAACCUUACAUCUCAUUAUUUUAUAAAAGGUAUAAGGCACAGUGCUGGACUUUGUCAAAGUCCCCUGAAAUGUAAACUUCAAAGCCACUUCAGGUUUUAGAACAUGGUGCAUCAUGACCUUAAGUGAUAACUUUGGAUCACUCUGAAAGCAGCUAACCAUCUUAGCAGUCUACAAGAAAUAAGAAUUAAAUGUCAACUCACAUAUUGCUGUUUGUACUUUUCGUCUCUUAAAGAUGCUUCCAGCAUCUCUAAGUGGUCUUCAUUCUCGAUCGGAAACUCCAGUGUGAAGUCAUCGUUUGCUGGAAGGGAGGUUUGUUGUCGAGAUUUCCUGUCAGUAGUCAUAAUGUUCAACAUUUUCGUGCACAGGUUAAUGAUUUCCAUAUUUGUAUCUUUCAAUAGAUAAUUAUUUUUAAGUAAUUACCGAGUAAUUUCUGAAUUUUGGAAUCAGUGGUAUCUUCGUUAGGCGGCAGUCUAAAGCACGAAUAAAAAUUGUAACAAUUAUUCCUACCGGUCAGAUACAGUUGUGUUUUUGCCAAUAGGAGAGGGAGAAUGGAUUAUGGGAGCACUGGAAGUCCUGAAAAUGAAUGGCUUUCAAUUACGUAAAUACCUUGGAAUUUGGGCUAUGAAGUCAUCAAAUAUAUUGUAAAGAGACGUUUCUUCAAAAACUUCAUGCAAUUCUUCCCAUUAAUAAACUUGAACAAAGCAAGAACAACUAUUGUACCAGGAUAAUGUGAGCUCAUCUUUUAUUAUUUCGAGGAUUCUCAACUGGUUACAACCUGAACGAUGGAAAAUAUAAAUUACAUUACAUUGAAGAUUUGAACAUAAUUUUCCACGAUCACAUGGAGUAAUUGGUAGGAAGUAGGAAAGAUCACCAAAUAGCAUUGAAAAACUUAAUGAAGAAUGAGUCUAUUGUUAUUCUCCGACCUGGCAAAGGAUCAGGUGUUGUGAUAAUGGAUAAAGAUAAUUACGUGGAAAAAGUGGAAUCAGUUCUGAAUGACUCAUCAACAUUUAGAAGUGAUCCAUCGAAGAAAGAUCAAACCGAAUCGAUAGAAAGACGGAUUACAAAUAAGCUAAGAGAACUUUUGAAGAAGUUGAUUGACAACAACAUAUAUAACGAACUGAAGCCUAAAGGAUCCAGAUUGCCUUACCUGUACGGCUUACCAAAGAUGCAUAAGCCUGGCAUUCCUAUGAGACCAAUAUUAUCUAUGAUUAAUUCGCCAUAUCACAAAGUAGCUAGGUGGCUAGCAGAAAUGUUAGAACCUAUCCGUUGUAAAUUAGCAGUCUAUAGCCUGAAAGACACCUUCCAAUUCGCUAAACAAUUAGAGAAUGUAAGCAUCUCAAAUAAAUUUAUGGUGUCCUUCGACGUGUCUUCACUGUUUAUAAAAAUUCCAUUAGAAGAAACAAUACAAAUUAUAUGUCAACAUGCCGAACUUCUUCCUCUACCCAAGAACGAACUCAAACAACUUUUACUUAUGUGCACCAAAGACGUACAGUUCCAGUUUAACAACAUUCUGUACCGCCAAAUUGACGGAGUCGCCAUGGGAAGCCCCCUGGGUCCGAUUCUGGCAGACAUUUUUAUGGGUAGUCUGGAACAAACAAGGCUGAAAUCCGCAAUCAGUCAGACCGAUUUCUAUACCAGGUAUGUCGACGACACUUUCGUUAUUUGUAAUUCUUUCGAUGAUGCAUCUCAAGUACUAAAAGUCUUGAACAGUGCCCAUGCUAAUAUUAAGUUUACAAUGGAGCAUGAAAAAGAGGAGAAGUUCCAUUUUCUUGACCUGGGUAUCCAACGAGAUAUAGACGGCAAAAUCAUAAGAUAUAUACACAGAAAAGAGACCUGGAGGGCGGUUUAUCUUAACUUCAAAAGUUUCUGCCCUAUAAGUUACAAAAAAGGAUUGGUGAGAACAUUAUUUGAUCGUGUAAGGAAGCUGUGUUCAGAAGAAAAGAUUGAGGAAGAGCUAUCCAUUGUGGAGAAAUGCCUACGCGACAAUGGUUACCCACAAAAGUUCAUUGACAAGUAUGGGAGACGUCAUGUUGAAAAAGUGAAAAUCAGCACAGUAGAGAAAAAGCCUAUCUUUCUGCAGCUGGCAUUCAAAGGUGAUGAUACUGCCAGUAGAAUAAGAUGCAGACUGAACGCUGCCCUGAAAAGAACAUAUCCAGCCGCCAAGCUUGUAUGUGUUUAUCAAACAACUAGUUGUUUGAGACAAUCAAAAGUGGACAAAUACCCACCUCAUGUUACCUCCAACUGUGUUUACCAAUUUACAUGUACGUGCCAAAGCACCUACAUCGGAAGAACAGAGAGAAGGGUUAUUGUCCGCAUUUCUGAACACAUACCAAAGAACCUGAGACUGAAAGGUCCACAAGUAUUAAACAGUGCAAUUGCGCGUCAUCUAUUAGACACUGGUCAUAAUGUAGACAACUUGAAGUCAUUCAAAAUAAUCAACAAGCAAAAGAAACCUAACUUGCUACGCUUUGCUGAAGCAAUUGCUAUCAGACGACUUAAACCAAAUCUGUGUACUCAGAAAGAGACGGUGGUGAAUCUUGCACUGCCUUGGUGAGAAAAUGUAUACAACAGCUUGUUUGUUUUUGUUUCCAAGCCUAAUUGCCUAAUUAUUCUAUAAAUAUUUAUAAACUGUCAAAUAUUGAUCACAAUUCAUUUGAAUUAUUCUAUAAAUAGUCAGUUGUUUGUAACUAGUUAAAUCAUUCCGGACUAAUGUUACUUUUACUUCCUACCAAUUACUCCAUGUGAUCGUGGAAAAUUAUGUUCAAAUCUUCAAUGUAAUGUAAUUUAUAUUUUCCAUCGUUCAGGUUGUAACCAGUUGAGAAUCCUCGAAAUAAUAAAAGAUGAGCUCACAUUAUCCUGGUACAAUAGUUGUUCUUGCUUUGUUCAAAUAUAUUGUAAUCUGGAUAUUGUGGUUUGAUGCAACCAACUUCACUGGCUGCCACAUCAAUAUCCAUUGAGUUGUAAAGGAAAUUGUUCUCUAAUUUCUUGGCAUCCCUGAAAAAUACGUUAGACAGAAAACGGCACCUACCUUUUUGGUCUCUUACUAGGCAUUGGCAACGUAUGAUCGUCCAUGUCUGCCUUCUUGGAGCCUUGAUCAUUGCUUCUCAAAAGCUCUACACCCUUUUUACAAUUCUCAUAAGUAUCUAGAAGGGUGAUAAUGAAAUAUGCUAACUUACCAAAUUCCUGCAGUUGACGGAAUUGAAACACUGACCAUCCAGUCCCGGUAUACAUAGGCUCUAGAUGGUUUGCUGUGCUGCUGUACGCACAUAAAC